This is a messenger RNA of Suillus clintonianus, 1204 nucleotides long. RefSeq lists its product as uncharacterized. The coding region runs from base 52 to 1008 and encodes 318 amino acids. Gene Ontology annotation, cellular component: dehydrodolichyl diphosphate synthase complex; endoplasmic reticulum membrane. Gene Ontology annotation, molecular function: ditrans,polycis-polyprenyl diphosphate synthase [(2E,6E)-farnesyl diphosphate specific] activity. The transcript is spliced from 5 exons. The record is from RefSeq and is a predicted model, not a curated record. NCBI's taxonomy places the organism in Eukaryota, Fungi, Basidiomycota, Agaricomycetes, Boletales, Suillaceae.
ACUUGUGGAGGUGCUGAUCCGACUUUUUCUUUUCUAGUUCAUGCUGGCUAAAUGGUGGCUUCUCUCUGUCUCUGGCUUCUGCAUCUUCUCCAUGCCUCGCUAGUGUUUCUGACAACAAGGUUUCAAAAACGCCGAUACUCGCCCCCUCAACCGGUAACUGCGUACCGCAGCAAGCUACCAAAACACUUGGCAAUUAUCCUGGUCUCCGAUCAUGAUGUGGCGAAUUCCAAGCACAGGGAAGAACACUUUGUGGAGUGCUUAGUUAGGAUUGUUAAGUGGUGCAGAGUGUUAGGUAUUGAACAGCUUACUGCAUAUGAUGCCGAAGGUGUACUGUUAGGGUGCUCUGACAUUAUUCAGGAACGCCUAGCACACGAUGAAGAUUUGCCCACCGACGAGAGUGAAUCAGAACUCGAAUAUCCGUUGACCCCUCCACUUUCUGAGGCCUCAGAAUCAAGAAGCCAUUCGCCCGACUUUGAGGACUUCCCCGUACAAUUCAACGUCGCAACAGUGCGCUCCUUCAAGAAAGGCGCUUCAUCCCAUCGACCAAGAGAAGUUGCAGUUCGCCGACGAGUGCACCACAAGCAUUCUCCUUAUAAUCCUCUAACACUCCAUAUUAUUUCACGCAGUGCCUCAAAAGCUGCCAUUGCAUCUGCAGCACGUUUCCUUUUAGAUGAAGAGUUUCGCAGGCGCCAAAACAGUCAUGACCUGGAUAACGUCAAAGCAUACGAACUUCCUAUCUCUGACUUGAACUCGAUAUUAGAAGGAGGUCUGCCAUCACCCGACUUCAUGAUCGUGCAUCAUGUCUACCCGCAGAACCCCCAGCCUCCUCUCGAACUGCAUGGUUUCCCUCCGUGGCAGAUCGCACUGACAGAAAUACACCGGACAAUCACCCAUGACGUCGCUCCCCUGAAAUACUCAUAUAAUUCAAUGCCGUUCAUGAUCACCGAAGAGGCUUUCUGUCGUGCCUUAGACGAGUACGCUGGCGCUCAAUUUCGAUUGGGGAGGUAAUUUCAAUAUCCUGUAGCCCGCAAUCGGUUGUACAUCCCGUCCGUCUCUGACCACUCAGGCAUCCGAAAGUCGGACGCGCGUUGCCUUGACUCAGUACAGCAUGUACCUACCAAUUAUGAGCUCCCUAGCAACGGCACAAGCAUGCAUGUUGGUACCGACUCCAAAGCUUACUUAUAUUAUUAUUCUUUCUAAUUUG